Molecule: messenger RNA, 4259 nt
Organism: Carassius auratus (goldfish)
Lineage: Eukaryota; Metazoa; Chordata; Actinopteri; Cypriniformes; Cyprinidae
Gene: mkln1
Product: muskelin 1, intracellular mediator containing kelch motifs
Exons: 18
Coding region: 51-2240 (729 amino acids)
Cellular component (GO): cytoplasm
Molecular function (GO): protein binding
Source: RefSeq, a predicted model, not a curated record
GAGAGAGAGAGAGAAUAUGCGUGUGUGUUGUGUUUCGUUCGUGCAUCAAGAUGGCGGUGGCUCCUGACAGCAGAGUGCUCUCCUACAGUGUUUAUAAAUGGAGCUCGUACUCCUCUACAUAUUUACCCGAGAAUAUUUUAGUGGACAAACCUAACGAUCAGUCUUCCAGGUGGUCAUCUGAGAGCAACUACCCUCCACAGUACUUGAUCUUAAAACUGGAGAGACCAGCUAUCGUUCUGAGCAUAACCUAUGGCAAAUAUGAGAAAACCCACGUGUGCAACCUGAAGAAGUUCAAAGUGUUCGGAGGCAUGAGCGAAGAAAACAUGACAGAACUCUUGUCUAGUGGCCUUAAGAAUGACUUCAACAAGGAGACAUUCACGCUAAAGCACAAGAUUGAUGAGCAGAUGUUUCCCUGCAGGUUCAUUAAAAUAGUGCCUCUGAUGUCAUGGGGGCCCAGCUUUAACUUUAGCAUCUGGUAUAUUGAAUUACACGGCAUAGAAGAUCCAGACGUUGUCCAGCCCUGCCUUAACUGGUACAGUAAGUACCGUGAACAGGAGGCCAUCCGCCUGUGCCUGAAACACUUCCGGCAGCACAACUACACAGAAGCCUUCGAGUCCCUGCAGAAGAAAACACGGAUCGCUCUAGAGCAUCCCAUGCUCACACACCUCCAUGAGCGGCUGGUCCUCAGAGGAGACUUUGACGCCUGCGAGGAGCUCAUAGACAAAGCUGUGAGAGAUGGUUUGUUUAAUCAGUACAUCAGCCAGCAGGAUUAUAAGCCACGCUGGAGUCAGAUCAUCCCCAAAUGUAACAAAGGUGAUGGUGAUGAUAACAGGCCGGGCAUGAGAGGAGGUCAUCAGAUGGUCAUUGAUGUUCAGACAGAAACUGUGUAUCUGUUUGGUGGCUGGGAUGGAACGCAGGACUUGGCUGAUUUCUGGGCGUACAGUGUGAAGGAGAACCAGUGGGCCUGCAUCUCCAGGGAUACAGAGAAAGAGAACGGUCCCAGUGCUCGGUCGUGUCACAAAAUGUGCAUUGACUCUCAGCGGAGACAAAUCUACACGCUGGGCCGUUAUCUGGACUCCUCUGUCAGAAACAGCAAGUCACUAAAGAGUGACUUCUACUGCUAUGACAUUGACGCCAACACAUGGACUCUCCUAAGUGAAGACACGUCCGCUGAUGGAGGACCCAAACUCGUGUUCGACCACCAGAUGUGCAUGGACUCUGAGAAACACAUGAUUUACACUUUUGGUGGUCGCAUUCUGACGUGUAACGGCAGCGUGGAUGACAGCCGAACGUCAGAACCUCAGUUCAGCGGACUUUACGCAUAUCACUGUCAAGCUGGCAGCUGGAGUCUGCUCAGAGAAGACUCGUGUAACGCCGGGCCGGAGGACAUCCAGUCCCGCAUCGGACACUGCAUGCUCUUCCACACGAGAAAUCGCUGCCUGUACGUUUUUGGAGGUCAGAGGUCCAAAACGUACUUGAAUGAUUUCUUCAGUUACGACGUUGAUGGUGACCACGUGGAGAUCAUCUCAGAUGGCACCAAGAAGGACUCGGGCAUGGUACCAAUGACAGGAUUCACUCAGCGUGCCACCAUCGACCCAGAGCUCAACGAGAUUCACGUUCUAUCAGGACUCAGCAAAGACAAAGACAAGCGCGAGGAGAAUGUACGCAACUCCUUCUGGAUCUACGACAUUGCACGCAACAACUGGUCGUGUGUUUAUAAGAAUGACCAGGCGGUGAAAGAAAACCCCACUAAGGCCCUGCAGGAAGAGGAACCUUGUCCUCGUUUUGCUCAUCAGCUUGUCUAUGAUGAGUUGCACAAGGUGCAUUACCUUUUCGGUGGAAACCCGGGGAAGUCCAGCUCACCCAAAAUGAGAUUGGAUGAUUUCUGGUCCCUAAAGCUGUGUCGGCCUUCCAAAGAAUAUCUGCUUCGACACUGCAAAUACCUCAUUCGCAAAUACAGGUUUGAGGAGAAAGCUCAGACCGAGCCCUUGAAUGCACUUAAAUACCUACAGAAUGAUCUGUCUCUUACUGUGGACCACACCGACCCCGAUGAGACAAAAGAGUUCCAGCUCUUACCCUCAGCUCUGUUCAAAUCCAGCUCAGACUUCAUUCCUCUCGGUUUUUCAGAUGUGGAUCAGACGUAUGCCCAGCGCACACAGUUGUUCGACACACUUGUCAAUUUCUUCCCUGACAACAUGACCCCACCCAAGGGUAACCUUGUCGACCUCAUCACCCUGUAGCCACACCCCCACACAGUAGACCACACCCUCUUUAGACCUCUCAGACUCCUCCCACCCAAAACAGAGGUUAUUUUUCUACAUUUUCCACCCGAGGUGUGCCGUGCCCUCCUACUGUGUUUCUUCCUACAGAAGUAAUGCCACUUAAACAUCACUGAGAUUUACUUACAAUGCAGAAAUAUAAUUUUCUACUUUGGAGUGCCAGGGUUGUGCUUUUUUAUUUUUUUAUUUAAAAAAAAAAACUGUCAGAAUUAGGUUUAAAUUUGCAUAUCUGCCAAAUUGCACACUGAGUUGAUUUAUUUUUAUUUUUAAACAAAGUUGACCUUAUUUUUCAGGUCUGUUUGAGUUACAUUUUUCAAAUUUUCUUUCAUACAGGUUGAAAUGUAGGUUAUAAAUCCGAACAGUUUAAAUCAUAAAUGGGUGGAUUUGAUUUGUGAACUGUGUGAUCAUCAUGUUCGUUUUUGCUUUGCUAUUUUAAAUCAGAUUUUAAUGGACAAACACAUGUGCGGUGAGCUAGUGGAGGCCGAAGAAAAGAUCAGAGUGCCCUCUAGAGUCAGUUCUCUCAGUCUAGUAGAUCAGUUCUGUUCACUCUCAGUACUGGAUUUAAAUACUGGCUUUCAUUUAAACCUGCUGCUGCUAUUUAUUGCUGCCCUGAAAUUAGUGCUUUCUUUGACUCUUUAAUAGUGAUGAAAUGCAUUAUUCCAUGAUUAAGUUCUCAUCCACAGAUCUUAAAAGGAAUACAGUGACAUGUUUAAGGUUUUAUGCACAAACAUAGGUACACAAGAACUGUUUUCCACUGUGUGUAGGAAUGCAAAUAUUAUGAUCCUUCAUGGCAGCACUUUGUACUUUAUAACAGGUCUUUACAGUUAUAUCCAUUAGCGAAUGGAUAAAGAACACUUUGCUGCAAUUAGACGAACUGAAGACGUGGAUUAUUAGAUUUUUUUUUAAAUGUAGAUUUACUUCAGUUUGUGGCUGCUUUUGACUGUAACUCAAUAUAGUCCUGUGUUACAUAUACUUCAGCUUACUGGUACCAACUCAAAGAAGCCUUAUUGGGACCACCGGAGACAGAAGAGACCCCUCACUAUUUAUUAUUAUUAUUUCUUGGUGAACUUUAGCCCUGAAUGUCAUGUCUUGUGUUUUGUCUCUGUCUAUGAUGUCAUAGAGACGUCUAUAUGUGCCCUUCAUUCCGUAUGAGCUUCCGGAUUGUUUACAAUUCUGGACCGAAGUGUGAUAGUCUUCCAUAGAGUCCAUCUGGAUUACUUGGUCUCCAUUUGUGUAGUGUUAGUUUAACAGCAGUUAUUUUUGUUAUUUGUCUCCCUGUGUAUGAGUAGGAAGUGUUUGCCCUGCAAAAACAAUAUUCUGGUAAUUGGAUCGAUCUUAAAUUUUCUGUACUUAUGGCUUCACCCACGCAGAAACCAAAGGCUCAAGGAACUAUGAGACAGUACAUUAUGCUUCACCCUGCUGAUUGUGUCAUAUCUCAAUUCCCUGAACUCAGUAUUAGCUGUAAUUUGGCUCUGUGGAGAUACACUCACAGCGCACUGGAGUGUGGAAGUUUGUGAUUGGCCCAUACGUGAUUUCUAAGAUUUAUUGCUCUUUAUUUCUUUCCUGAUGUGAAAGCAAUUCUGGUGUAUAUGAUUUGGAAACCAGGGCUUACUUUUGCCUUUCAUAGAUUUAGCAUUGUCUUUGUGCCAGGAAGAAAGUUCCUGAAAAAAAUGGGUAUGAAAACAGUGAAAUCAAAUAUACACGAGAGGAUCGACACUUACAACCGACACUUAAUGCCAAAAACGUUUUCUUGCUUUCGGUGUACAUUUUUGCAGUCUCAGAGAUGAAGUGACUUUUUCUCUUCUUCUCUCCUGGAAAUCCUCAUCUCGUGGAGCCCCCCCUCAGCGCUUGAGCGAGGGUACCUUGAGAUGUCAGCACUACACUGUGGCUCUCAUGAAUGUGUAGAACCUAUUAAAGAACUGCAUUGUAUGUAAUGUACAUAAAAGAAUAAAGAUUGUAUUUUGUUCAAGUUUUCUUAAA